This is a messenger RNA of Diprion similis, 1840 nucleotides long. RefSeq names its product THO complex subunit 4 (gene Ref1). Lineage: Eukaryota; Metazoa; Arthropoda; Insecta; Hymenoptera; Diprionidae. Gene Ontology annotation, cellular component: nucleus. Gene Ontology annotation, molecular function: mRNA binding. The record is from RefSeq and is a predicted model, not a curated record. Gene Ontology annotation, biological process: mRNA export from nucleus. The transcript is spliced from 5 exons. Bases 111 to 860 code for a protein of 249 amino acids.
CGCGUCCCUCGCAAUGGUCUUCGCGGUCUUGGCCGCCAUCUUUGACAUAACGGGGUGAGGUUGGUUUUGUACGUGGUCCGUGUGAAAAGCAAAGAAUUUAUUACGUACAAAUGAAGAUGGUAGACAAAAUCGAAAUGAGUCUCGACGAUAUCAUCAAGCAGAACAAAGGUGGAAGAACCCGGGGCGGCGGAAGACGUGGACGUGGAACAGCUUCGCCGAGACGUGGUAUCCGGGGUGCUUCACGAGCCGGCGGUGGAGUGAUGCGCGGCCGAAGCCGAGGAGGAAUUGGCCGAUCAGCAGUUCCAUACACCCGAGGAGAUGUAAACAGUGCAUGGAAACAUGACAUGUUUGAUGGAGUCAAGAAAGUUGGACGAGGUGCAAUCGGUGGUACGGGCACUACCAAACUACUCGUUUCAAAUCUUGAUUUUGGAGUAUCCGAUUCCGAUAUUCAGGAAUUAUUCAGUGAGUUUGGCCCACUGAAAUCAGCUGCCGUACACUAUGACAGAUCUGGCCGAUCGCUUGGCUCAGCAGACGUUAUAUUCGAAAGGAGAGCUGAUGCCAUCAAAGCAAUGAAACAAUACAAUGGCGUACCUCUUGAUGGUCGAGAGAUGAAUAUCCAAGUUGCUACCUCAGAACUUCCAGUCACCUCGUCCAUCCGAGGAAGUAGACUCAGUAGUGGCAGCUUUGCGCAACGGGCACAGCCACGCUUCCGAGGGGCUCGCGGAGCUAGUUCCAACCGAGGUCGUGGAACUGGCGGUCGACGUGGUGGAACUAGAGGAGGUGGACGGACACCAGCCAAGACCCCAACUGCAGAAGAAUUGGAUGCAGAGCUAGAAGCAUACGUUAAGGAAGUGAAGUAACAUAAGAUAGUAUAAAAUUCUACUCCAUAUAUCUUCUUUCUCAUUUAACCGUUCGCUUAUUAAUUGAAGAACGAAACAGUGUCUCUUAUUUCCCAAUAGGUUAAUAAUCAUGAAAUUAUAACGUGAGAGUAAAGAAAAAGUUUUUUUUUUUGAUUGUCUCGGAAUGGGUAUUUUUUAAUUAUGUUUGACGUUCUACUACUCAUAGAGUUUAGAUACCUAAUAACAACUCAAAUGCAACAAGAAUAUGCUGCAGAAUAAAAUCUUGCCAUGAUUUUCGGCAUCCGAGGUAAAAAAAAAUUGAAUUGGACAUGGGAAAGAAUAAAAAGUUGUGACAUAAUAUAAAGGCUGUAUGAAUUUUGUAUGUAAUACCGUGCGUGUGUGAUCAUAAACUGAAAAAUACACUCAAAUUCACCUUCAAAAGUUGUUAUUUAUCAAAGUACGCAAUGUGCUUAUAGCCCUUAAUAAAUAUAAGUUGAAGGCAACACUGUAAAAAUAACGUUACCAUUAUGUAAGUGGCGUUCAUAUUAUCAUCAUCCUCUUUAAUAAUAAACAAAUUACGAAGGUUUUAUUAAGUGUGCUACAUUUAGUUGUUGGUAAUUGUUAGAGCAACGUCAUAACAGUAUCGAUAACGAUAUUAUACAAUACACACAACAUUAUAACGUUUAGAAUGCUUGUAAUGAUUUGUAAAUGUAUCCAAGAAGAUGAUGAAUUUUUUUCACCAUAGUGAACUAUUGUCGUUACUAAAUAAUGACACAUGCAAGGUUGAGAAGAAAUAAACAUGAAAAAAACCACCGUAAAUAAUUGAGCUGCGGUGCGUUAAGGCUGUGAACAUAUAAUUCAGUCAGGUCAUCAGUAACUAGUUUUUUCCACAAUAAUGGCCUGAUAUUAUUGGGUGUCGAUGUGUAUCUCCAAUACACUCCUUUGACUCUCAUACUACAAGACUGAUCAACGAAAUACUCUAAAGUCUAUUUAAAUAAAUA